UUUUUUUAUUCAAGUCGUCGGAUGGUAGUUGUUGUACUUGCGUGAACGUUGCUUCUAUCGUAUUAAAAAUAGCGGAGUUGAAUUUUAAUAUCUCAUAAAAUAAUUGUGCUGUGAUUUAUUAUAUUCUACUUUUAGAACACAUUUACUACAAUUAUUAUUAGUGUUUAAGUGUACAGUGAAAUUGUAACCUGCAUAAUUUGAACCUAAAUCAGUUCUUCCAUUGUCGAUGUUGUGAUCCUUGUUUUUGUGUUAUUUACCUGUGUUGACGAUGGCAGAUAAUUCUAAAUUAACCGAUGAAGAGAGGACUGAAAUCAGGGAGCAAUUUGCACAGUUGGACACAUCCGGCAAUGGUUAUAUCGACCUCAAAGAACUAAAGGAUGCUCUCGACAGUGUCGGAUACAAAAUACCACAAUGGAAGGUCCGAUGCAUGAUCGAGGAGUACUACGACAAUGGCCCAAAACACGGUCGAAGCGUCAACGGCAGCGUGAACGGAGACGCGCGCAAAAAUGGGAUUUCACUCAGUGAAUUCGAGGAAUUAUGUGCCAAUCUGAAGACGCAACAGGUUGCCAGUACGUUCAAACAAGCCGUGAGCAAAAAGGAAAAUUUGGAGCACUUGGGCGGUAUGAGCGAAGCAUCCAGCGAUGGCACAACCCACUCAGUGCGUUUGGAGGAACAAAUGGCUUUCUCCGGCUGGAUUAACAGCAACUUGGAACACGAUCCAGACCUGAAAUAUCUUCUGCCUAUAGAUCCUGAAGGCAAACAGCUUUACGAGAAGUUGAAGGACGGUCUCAUACUUUGCAAGGUCAUAAACCACUCGUGUCCUGACACCAUAGACGAGCGCGCCAUAAACAAGAAAAACUUGACUCUCUACACGAAGCACGAAAAUUUAACACUGGCGCUGGUGUCGUCGCAAGCCAUCGGUUGCAACAUCGUCAAUAUUGAUGCACACGACCUUGCUAAAGGCAAACCUCACCUGGUACUGGGUCUACUGUGGCAGAUCAUUCGUAUUGGUCUCUUCAACCAGAUCACUUUGGAACACUGUCCAGGACUUACUGAGUUGCUCAAUGAUCAGGAACGUAUCGAGGAUCUGUUGGCGCUAUCCCCGGAGGCGAUCCUGCUGCGCUGGGUGAACCAUCAGCUGCAAUCGGCGGGCAUAACGCGCCGCUGCACCAACUUCCAGCAGGACGUGGCCGACUCGGAGAUCUACUCGUAUCUCCUCAAACAGAUAGCGCCCGACGACGCCGGGGUCACGCUUGAUGCGCUACGGGAAUCCGACCUCCUGCGUCGCGCGGAGUUGAUGUUGCAGCAAGCGGCCAAGCUGCGGUGCCGCGCGUUCGUGACGCCAGCCGACGUGGUGGGCGGAGUGUACAAGCUCAACUUGGCUUUUGUGGCCAACUUGUUCAACCAGCAUCCUGGUCUGCAACGACAGGACGACCACGAGGAGUACCAUCAGCUGGAUGAGACCAGGGAGGAGAAGACGUACCGCAACUGGAUGAACUCGAUGGGCGUGGCGCCUCACGUCAACUGGCUGUACUCGGACCUCACCGACGGCCUUGUCAUCUUCCAACUGUACGACAUCAUCAAGCCCGGCAUUGUUGACUGGAAGAAGGUGCACCGGCAGUUCUCGAAGCUUCGCAAGUUCAUGGAACGGCUGGAGAACUGCAACUACGCUGUGGAGCUCGGCCGGCGGCUCGGCUUCUCGCUGGUCGGCAUCGCCGGCGCCGACAUCAACGAAGGGAACGCUACGCUCACGCUCGCUCUAAUCUGGCAACUGAUGCGCGCGUACACGCUGUCCGUACUGACACGGCUUGCCAACACUGGCAACCCCAUUAUCGAGAAGGAGAUCGUGCAGUGGGUCAACAACAAGCUGCAGUCCGCUGGGAAGACAUCCUCUAUCAGGAGUUUCCAGGAUGAAGUGUUGGCGGAUGGCAAGGUGGUCAUUGACUUGAUCGACGCAAUCAAACCGGGGUCCAUCAACUACGACCUUGUAUUACCUGGCGGCAAUGAGGAGGAGAACCUAGCGAACGCGAAAUACGCGAUAUCGAUGGCGCGCCGCUGCGGAGCACGCGUUUACGCGUUACCCGAGGACAUCACGGAGCGGAAGCCGAAGAUGAUCAUGACGGUGUUCGCGUGCCUCAUGGCGCUCGACUACAUCCCCACCAUGGACGCGCCCGUCGCCAAGCCGGAAGAAAUAGAACAGUCCACUUUCCUAGACGACUCUGUAGAGUCGGUGGAGAUCAUCGAGCAACCAGAAGACAGCUUCGACCAAGAGGAACCAGAGGACUUCGACGACUCAGGGUUCGGAGGCCAACAAGAGGUGUCAGGGAAGCCGCCCGUACCAAAGAGACCCAGUCAUUUAACAUUGCGGCUUCAUAGUAACGAAGUAGAAUAAUUUUUUUUUUUUUAUUUAAGUAUUAUAUGACGGGUCACGUCUGAAUUAGCUGUCAAUAUUAAAAAGUUAAAUAUUAAAAAACGAGGGUUGAUUCUGAGACGCUAUUUGUCUUCACUUAUUGGUAAAAUUAAAAUUUGAUACCACAACAAAAUUUUUAUUGUAAAAACCGAUAUAACCUAAAUUUCUAAUACUUUUAAAUCAAAACUAUUACAAAUUUAGUUUGUGACGGUUUAUAGAACAAUAAUUUAGCGAAGCUAUCAAAUUAAAAUAUUGGGUUAAGAUAAGUGAAGUGACACCUUGGAAUCGGGUCCUGUGUUAUCUAUAUAUUUUAUAUUAAUAGUUUAAAGCGCUUUUAUAAUGAACCAAAACGUUAAUCAUACAAAAAAUGUCUUAAGGUUUCUUAUUAGACUACUGUAUAGUAAAAAAAAAUUAGUGAUAUAGUAUUUGAAAACUUCAAAUCUAAAUAAGUAGAUGUGCAAUUCUUUGAACGGUUAACAUUUUAAGCCAAUAUAAUUCUUAAAUAAUUCCGAUUUUUUUUUGUAAAACAAACAAAUAAUAAAUAUAUUGCCAGAAUAUAGAAGCUUUUAACUGCACUAAUGAGGACCAAUCGGUGUUUUUUUGUAAGUCAAAAUAGAAUAAAAAAUGCGUAUUGCAUAAAAUUCUAUGCGCAGGCCCUAAAUUAUAAAUACCUAGGAAUAACCAAGUGCUAACAUUUUAUAAGUCGUACCCUUAUUUAUAGAUUAUUAUUAUUAUUAAGAUCUUUCAUAAACCUAUUUCAACUAGUGGUGUUUUUUAAAUUUUAAACUAAGAAUUAAGUCAAAAACAACUUUUCAAUGGAGAUAAAGACAUUUAUUUAUGUAUAAGGUUAAAAUAGGUUUAUUAAACAUGCAUAUUUUUAUGAAUAAAGGAUUUUUUUUUUAAAUAAAAUAGAAUAGUUUUUUAAAUAACUUAUAUGAGACGUGCCCUAUCCUAAGAGGAUUUAUUGUGCUUUUAUAUAUUAUUUAUUGCAUGAAUGUAUUAGAUUGUCUAUAAAUACAAAAAUUGUUUAAUUUUGGGCGUUUUUCUUAAUAAUAAGUCUGAGUGAUUAAUUACGAGAUACUCGAAACUGUAACUACGAUUUUAUAUGAAACUUCUAUACAGAGAAAUAUAAAAUGUCGCCAUUUAUUACUUUUAGAAAUAGACUAAGUAUAUAUUUUUUCUUUAAACAUUCUACGGGACCAAAUAUGGCUGAGAAACAAUGAUAAACAUUUUAACAUUGUGCUGUUAUGGGGUUAUAGUAGUAAGGAAUAUGAAUAGACGUAUACUCGUAAAGGUGGCGAUGAGAGGGGGGGGGGGCUUGCCACCCCAGAACUAUUGGAUUAUCUGGUGCUCAUCCCAGGAAACACAUUAUUCUAGAUUUUAUAGUACAUAUGCACUUUUUUUUUAUAGGAUCAGCCCCACCCCUUCCUAAAAAUAAUAUAAGUAAAAGGUAAGCAAGUUUUAUUGAAAUUGUCACAUAAAAACUCUAAAUAAAACUAGCAACAAAUCGAAACAUUUAAGCAAUUAGUUGUGUUUUGAUAUAUAUUUACUAAGUCAAUUUGUUGUGUUUACAUUGGCAGUAAGUUUUAUUGAAACAGACCAUACAUUUUUACUUUUUUAACAAUUUUCUUAUGAAUAUGGAAGGAAUUUAAUCAAAUUUGCAUAUUGAAGAUUAGUCUGUCGAUGUAGACUACGUUCGUCUCUAGUCUUGAUUAAUCACUAUAAUAGAUAUACAACACCUAAUAAUUUGUAGGUGUUAAUUCCAGGCACCGGUGACUGUGUACCAGGAACUUACACAUUAUUGAGGAACUUUCUACUAGGUGGCAGCACUGUGUAAUGUUCAUUCUUGCAUUUAAUAGUAUCUACUAAUAAAGCAUUGGUGAUAGUAAAUGUUAGGUUAUAAUUCUUUUUUUUUUUAUUUUUAAUAGCUAUAGAUACAAAAGGAACAUAUGUUUGUCGUAAUCUGAAGGCGAUUUCAAGUUACGACCUUAGCUAUAUUGAUUUUAUAUGCUGUAUCAGAAAAUAUAAGUACUUAUGUAUAUGUAAUUAUGUUUUAUGUACAAAAAAAUAUCCUCAAAGCACUAUAUAUCUAAUUUUCUGCACGACUGUGGGAUAGUACAUUAACAUUAUAAAAAAAUUAUGUAGAUGCCAAUAGCCGUGGUAAAUAAAAAAAAAAUUGUUUUGAUAAAAUUAUAUUUAUAUUAUUUUUAUUAAUUCCAUUUAUGAUUGUAUUUUUAUAUGUCAUUUUUAAUACACUGUUUUUUAACA
This is a messenger RNA of Galleria mellonella (greater wax moth), 4678 nucleotides long. RefSeq names its product plastin-2 (gene Fim). Gene Ontology annotation, molecular function: calcium ion binding; actin filament binding. Gene Ontology annotation, biological process: actin filament bundle assembly; actin filament network formation. The transcript has 15 exons. NCBI's taxonomy places the organism in Eukaryota, Metazoa, Arthropoda, Insecta, Lepidoptera, Pyralidae. Bases 269 to 2392 code for a protein of 707 amino acids. Gene Ontology annotation, cellular component: cytoplasm; actin filament bundle; actin filament. The record is from RefSeq and is a predicted model, not a curated record.